UUCAGCCCUAGUACAUCAGACAGUUCUUUGUGGAAAUGAAUAACUUCUUUUCCAGAAGAUGUGCCUUCCACUCUUUGCAAAGAGCAGGCUAAAUCCUGGGCAAAUCUUUCUGGUGCAAAGCUGAAUUGCCACGUUGAAGCUAAUGGUGUUCUGGAUCAAAAAUGGUUUUGAGCAUGGAUAAGAUUUAUCUUUCUCUCCCGUUGCUCGCUGAGUGCAAGUUGCUCUGUGUACCACUGAUGCUGGGGCAGUGAAGAGUGAUUGCUGUGGUACUCCAUAGGAAAAGGAAGGAUGAAAAUAAGCUUUCAGAGUGACUGAGGAGGGGGUGCAAGCUCAAAGCAGUCAGUGCUGUGUGUCCUGCCUGUGUUCCAAAAGGGAGAAGCUGGCCAUGAUGUGAAAAGCAUCCUGACAGUGGCUCUUUCACCAGUAAGAUGCGUGCUUAUCUCUGGCCCCUGACAGUAGCAGCAGGAACGCUCAGCAGAGUUACUUGGUGUUGCUUCCUGGUGAUACCUCACCGGGACAAGACCCAGCCUGUGGGACUGAUGAGGUGCUGCACUGCUUGUUCUUGAACUGGAUUCCCAAAGAGAAAACCAGAAGGGAGCACAGGCUGCAAAAGGGUUGCCAAGAAUUUCUUUGUUCUUGACUUCUCACGUAAUGAAUGAUGGCUCGAUCUGCUGUGGCGAAAGGAGUCGGACCCAGCCACAUCUUGUAUCUGGACUGUCUUCUUCCGAAGCUGCACUCCCACCAUGUGCUCCCAGGCAAAUGCAUCUGCCAUUCUUCUCACCUCUGUAGCAGUCCCUUCUGCCUUGUGAUUUGCCAGUACCCUCGAUGUAGUUCUCAACUUCCUCUUGCGAGUUAAAAGUGACCACCAAACUGAACUUAAAUAAGAGACACGAAACCAAAGACUGUUAUGUUUUCCAUGUCUUGCACGCACAACAUCAAGAACAUUUAGCACCUGAUUAAUUCAGAGGCUCCAAAUAAGUCGCUGAAGAGCCCUUUGUGCCAGAGACAAGUUGACUGCCCCAAACCACACCGGGUCUCGGAGCAGUCUCAAAGCAGACGCAUCUGACAGCUGUGCUUCACUGAAUCGUAGGCUCCUAGCUGGGACAGUGGCUAACUCUGAGAAGCUGAACAUCCAGGGGAGCAAAGAUCGUGUCCGCCUCUGAAGAACUAGAGGAGGUCUUGUACUAACCCUGGGGUCCAGCUCAGCUGCAAGCAGUUGGUGUCCUUCCCUAGGGGAGUCUGGUGCAUGUGUCACCUCUGCUGCUCCGCUUAGAAUAGGAUGAAGGUGAUGUUGAGCCUGACUCUGGUGCUGGCAUUGCUGGAGAGAUGCAGCGGGUCGGCUGGCUGGGUGUUCACAGAGCCUCAGCUUCAGGCCAGCGCUGGGGACUCUGUCCUGCUGCAGUGCCUCCUCCGAGACGCGGCAGACAAGAGCUGGACGAUGGUGAAGGUGGACUGGCUGCACGUGCCCCGAGCGGGCGCACAGAAGGAGGAGAUGGUGUUUUAUUACUACAGCAACUGUAGCAUCUCCGUGGGCCGUUUCCGGGACCGGGUGCAGUGGCAGGGGGACAUCUCCCGCUGGGACGCCUCUAUUGAGCUGCGGGACGUGCAGGUGAACGACAGCGGCAAGUACCUGUGUGAGAUCCGGCUGCUCCAGCAGAGCAGCAUCUUCAAGAACCACACGGUGCUGCACAUCAGCCCCAUGGCACAGAGAGGUCAAGGAGCAGCGAGUGCCCAGGGCUCUGCGGUCCUGGGAGACACCGGGCUCUGGUCUGUGACUGUGGGCUGUGGCUCUGUGGCCAUCGUCUUGGCAUUCCUGGCAGGACGCACCCUGAGGAAGAGGUCUGCAGCCAACACGGCCCUGGAGAGGACCAGAAAUGAAGGCAGCAAGGACAAAGCCAAGGAAGGGAUUUACUGCUCAAUGCCCGGAGCUGAGGUACCCAAGGCUGAACGGGACACAGGGAAGAAGAGGAAAGCUGAGGAGACCUACAUAACCAUGCACCCCUCUUCCUUCCGUGAGAACGGCAUCUACGUGGAGCUGGCCAGGAGGGUGAUCCCGGCAGAGUGGAUGGAAGAGGGCAGAUGGGAUGACAGACCAAGCGAGGACCCCUACAGCAGACCACAGGAGGCCCUUCCCUGUCCCCCAGAGAGCGAGAAGUAGCCAUGCUGGGGGACGUAAACUCCUUAACCAGCUGUGUGCUCAAGACAUCUUUGUGUCUUUGGUGGGCCAGCAUUAUGCUGCUGUCAGCCCUUCCUCUAAGAAGUGUCGCUGCUUCGCUCUUAUCUCCGGGCCGGAGCUGCUGCUGGGGCUUGUCCUAUCCCCGUUAUCUGCAGCGGGACCAAGGGACGCGUGUUGCUCUCUUCUCCUGCUCUCUCGAGGGGGACACAGGGGGCACAGCCUUCACUCUCCAGCUUUGAUCCCAGCCCAUGCUGCUCCGGGACCAGAGAUAAUGAACUCCGAGGACAGCCUGGUGGGGAAGGGAGGGGGAGACGCAGUGGGAGCCGUGCAGGCGUGCCAGUGGUUAUCUUCUGAAAAUAAUAAAACUCAGCGAGGCCCAGGGGGUCUUCCCUCUUGCUGGCUUCCUUUAACCUCCUGCUUAAACAUGUGCUGUUGAAGUG
Cygnus olor (mute swan) is the source of this 2616-nucleotide messenger RNA. It is a transcript of the gene JAML, whose product is annotated as junction adhesion molecule like. The record is from RefSeq and is a predicted model, not a curated record. The transcript has 8 exons. NCBI's taxonomy places the organism in Eukaryota, Metazoa, Chordata, Aves, Anseriformes, Anatidae. Bases 1280 to 2158 code for a protein of 292 amino acids. Gene Ontology annotation, cellular component: membrane.